GACCGAGCGACUGCGGGACUGAGGGACUGGCGGUCGGGCCGGCCGAGCGGCGCCGCCGAGGCCGGGCUGGGCCGAGCCGAGGAGCGCCGGGGAUGUAGCGGGCCACUCUGCCCAUGCCACAGCGCCCGGCUGCGGGCGGAGCCGGAGCCGGAGCCUGGGGAGGCGGCGGGGGCCCUGAGCGCAGCCCGCGCCCCCUGCGCGGAGCCAGGCCCGCUGCCGUCCCCGCCGCCCGGGCCCCCGGCAUGCAGCCCCGGCUGCGGAGGUGACACUCGGGCCCAAGACGCCGCCGCCGCCAUCGCCACCAUGGACGAACAGGAGGCAUUGAACUCAAUCAUGAAGGAUCUGGUGGCCCUCCAGAUGAGCCGACGUCCCCGGGUACCUGGAUAUGAGACCAUGAAGAACAAAGAAACGGGUCACCCAAAUAGGCAGAAAAAACACAACAGCAGCAGCUCAGCCCUUCUGAACAGCCCCACAGUAACAACAAGCUCAUGUGCAGGGGCCAGUGAGAAAAAGAAAUUUUUGAGUGACGUCAGAAUCAAGUUCGAGCACAACGGGGAGAGGCGAAUUAUAGCAUUCAGCCGGCCUGUAAGAUAUGAAGAUGUGGAGCACAAGGUGACGACAGUGUUUGGGCAGCCUCUUGAUCUACAUUACAUGAACAAUGAGCUCUCCAUCCUGCUGAAGAACCAAGAUGAUCUUGAUAAAGCAAUUGAUAUUUUGGAUAGAAGCUCAAGCAUGAAAAGCCUUAGGAUAUUGCUGCUGUCCCAGGACAGAAACCAUACCAGUUCCCCUCCCCACUCCGGGGUGUCCAGGCAGGUGCGAAUCAAAGCUUCCCAGUCUGCGGGAGAUAUAAAUACCAUCUACCAGCCCCCUGAGCCCAGGAGCAGGCACCUCUCUGUCAGCUCCCAGAACCCCGGCCGAAGCUCGCCUCCCCCUGGCUACGUGCCUGAGCGACAGCAGCGGAUUGCCCGACAGGGGUCCUACACCAGCAUCAACAGCGAGGGGGAGUUCAUCCCAGAGACCAGCGAGCAGUGCAUGCUGGAUCCCCUGAGCAGUGCUGAAAAUUCCUUGUCAGGAAGCUGCCAAUCCUUGGACAGGUCCACAGACAGCCCAUCCUUCCGGAAAUCGCGAAUGUCCCGAGCCCAGAGCUUCCCAGACAACAGACAGGAAUUCUCGGAUCGGGAAACUCAGCUCUAUGACAAAGGGGUCAAAGGUGGAACCUACCCCCGGCGCUACCACGUGUCCGUGCACCACAAGGACUACAAUGAUGGCAGAAGAACAUUUCCCCGAAUACGGCGUCAUCAAGGCAACCUGUUCACCCUGGUGCCCUCCAGCCGCUCCCUGAGCACAAAUGGCGAGAACAUGGGCCUGGCGGUGCAGUACCUGGACCCCCGAGGGCGCCUGCGGAGUGCGGACAGUGAGAACGCCCUCUCUGUGCAGGAGAGGAAUGUGCCAACCAAGUCUCCCAGUGCCCCCAUCAAUUGGCGCCGGGGGAAGCUCCUGGGCCAGGGUGCCUUUGGCAGGGUCUAUUUGUGCUAUGAUGUGGACACAGGACGAGAACUUGCUUCCAAGCAGGUCCAGUUUGACCCAGACAGUCCUGAGACAAGCAAGGAGGUGAGUGCACUGGAGUGUGAGAUCCAGUUGCUGAAGAACUUACAGCACGAGCGCAUAGUGCAGUACUAUGGCUGCCUGCGGGACCGUGCCGAGAAGACUCUGACCAUCUUCAUGGAGUACAUGCCGGGGGGCUCAGUGAAAGACCAGUUGAAGGCCUACGGAGCUCUGACAGAGAGUGUGACCCGAAAAUACACCCGGCAGAUCCUGGAGGGCAUGUCCUACCUGCACAGUAACAUGAUUGUUCACCGGGACAUCAAGGGAGCCAACAUCCUCCGAGAUUCUGCUGGGAAUGUGAAGCUCGGGGACUUUGGGGCCAGCAAGCGCCUGCAGACCAUCUGCAUGUCAGGCACGGGCAUGCGCUCGGUCACUGGCACGCCCUACUGGAUGAGCCCUGAGGUGAUCAGCGGUGAGGGCUACGGAAGGAAGGCAGACGUGUGGAGCCUGGGCUGCACUGUGGUGGAGAUGCUGACAGAGAAACCACCUUGGGCAGAGUAUGAAGCCAUGGCGGCCAUUUUCAAGAUUGCCACCCAGCCCACCAAUCCUCAGCUGCCCUCCCACAUCUCUGAGCACGGCCGGGACUUCCUGAGGCGCAUUUUUGUGGAGGCCCGCCAGAGACCUUCGGCCGAGGAGCUGCUCACACACCACUUUGCACAGCUCGUGUACUGAGCUCUCAAGGCCACGCUGUUGCUGGCCGCCCCCUGCUGCAUGGGCGAGGGGCUGCUGUGGGGCUCAGCAAAAUUGCUGCUUCUCCCAGGCAAGGCUGUGGACCACGGAGCUGCAGUCCAGCCAGCAUUGUCUGUGCCCUUCUGCUGCUGGGGCCCAGAGCCAGGUAGGGUGGCUGCAGCCUCACGGACUGGGAGCCCCCAGCCUGCCAGACCUGAAGCUCCAGCGUCCUAAGCUCAGCCCAGAGGGGAAGGGGCUAGCAACAGCGUGCGAGGCGCCGUGGGCCCCACCCUCGGGACUGUGUCCUGACACCGCAGUCAGCACCAGACCCCAGAGAGUCUGGGGGCACAGGAUGGACACGAGGGUCUGAAUAGUGUUACUUUCAUUCAGAGUGUUAUUUUGUUUCUCCUCCCCAUGUCUGGAGACCACCAGGGCAUCUCUGGGCUGGAUGAGCCCACCCAAGCCUGAGGUAAAGCCCAGCAUCCCGCAGCCAAUGGAAAGCGGAGGCCUGGGCUGCACUCCCCCUGGAGCCCCAGGCCAGCUUUGCCAGUCCCUUUCCUUUACCAAAGAUGAAAGAAGCAAAUGUUACGCUGCCUUAUUCAGGGAAGGAGGAGCCCGUCCUGCCUGCCCCCAUGACCCUGACCCCCUCCCACCCUCAAGCAGGGGCCUGAGAUGUGGAACUGCCCCCACUGAGAGGGAGACCCAGUUUUGUCAAUGCAAUUGUCUCUGUUUUACAAGUUGGAGUCACUCUUAUGCUGUACCCAGUUUCUAAACUGGAGACUUCGUGUGCCCUCUGGGCUCUGAGUACCCCUGCUGUGGGCUUGGGCCUUGGGCCAGAUUGGAAAGAGCUGAAGGUCAUGGCCUUUGUGCUCCUGGCCUGGCACCUGUUCCCCUCCUGGGGCAAAAAGGAAGACGGACAACACAGUGAAGGCAUCUGAGCCAGCUGGCUACCCUGAGUGGGCCGUUCAGGGCAGCCAGGGGAGUCGUAUCAGGCUGUCUGCGGGUUACGACCUGCUAGGCCAGAGCUCUCUAUGAUGCCACCGUGUCCAAAACUGCAAAGCUCUGUUCCUCCUUGGCCAGCCUUGCUCAUCCCCAUGAGGUCUCAGCCUCUUUCCCUUGUUGCUCCUAUGGGGGAGGAAUGGCAGCAGGGGUCAGGGAGCCAGUAUCUCCAAGCAGCUUAGAGUUGGCCUUAUUUACCUCAGCCUGGGCGCUGGUCCUUUCUUCCGGCCCCUCCCCUCCAAAAAUGUGCCUAUUGCUAGAGCUCCUCCCUCUCCAACACCCAGUUUCCUUGGGAGUUGUCAUUAAAGGAAAAAAAAAGCCAGUGCCCAGGGAUGGGUGUCUCCAAGGAGCUGGGGAUUAGCGCCAGGCAGCUCAUUGCCAGCCUUGCCCACUUCCCCACGGGCACCAGAACAAGCCAAAGCCUUCGUUGUAUGUUGACGAUGCACUUUUAUGAAUGUAGUUUCUAUCGCUGUUUUUAGCCUUUUCACAUCAUGUAAUGUGAGGCCUUGUACUUGUUAAUUUAUAUCUCAGAUCAUAUUUGAUGGUUUUUAUAUAUAUCAAUUCUAGACUGUUACAGGUGAUGGACGCCUCAAGAGAGAGAAGAGAAAAUGAAAGCAGCUGGUUUUGCAGGAAUGUGUGUUGCACGGUGCCAGUUGGGCCUGGGCCCCCGUUUCCAUCCUUUUCCCCCAGGGGCCUCUUGUCAGGCACCCCCAGGCGGGCGCUCUGAAGACAGUGAGCAUGUGCUCCUGCCUCCACCUUGGCUCUUGCCCAGGGUGGGGACUGGCCCCUUGCCUCGACCAAAGCUGCCGACUGGCAGCUCGGCCUCUCCAUGACCCUGUCCUGAUGGCUGUAGCACUCUUCUUGGGCCCACACCCCCACCCCCUGACCCCCCACCAGGAAACGGCGUGGUGCCGGUGCCGACAAGAUGAGACGACUCUGUGUCCCAGGUUCAGGCUCUCACAGAGCCCCACCCCACCCCCCACCCCCGGGGUCUUGCCGCACAGGGAAUGUUUUUAAAAAUGAAUUUGCGAACAAGCCAACAAAUCCUACACUCCAAAAAACCACGACCCUGAUUUUUUGUGUGCCAAAAACUGUGGACAUGCUGGCUCAGCAUCCUCAGGACCAAGCUGUUGCUUAAUUUUAAUUUAUUGUUUUUUUAAUUAAAUAAUCCAGAUGAAAAGUUGUGGGGCCCAGGAUGGCCUGGCCCAAAGGAUGUGAAGGGCCAUCUCCUAGCAGCCCCAGGCUGGCUGUGGGAAGGGCCUGCCACCACUUGCUCAUCAUUCCGUGGGCUAUGUCAGCCUUGGCCAGCCUGACACGGAGAGGCCAGGGCUGGGGACAGUCCACACUCCACCACCCUCCUGCCCCUCCUGCCCACCCCAGCUCUGUGUCUGUGUCUGAAUUGUGGAUCGUGCAGAAGAACCUGCAGCCAUAGUUAUUUUGACUAUAUCUUGACCGAGGGCUUGCAGUGCAAAGCCAGGCCAGUGUCGUGCAUUACUUACAAUAAAAGGGAUCAUUUAUACCCAAGGGGUCCUGUGGCAGUGCUUUUGGUUGGGGGUGGGUGGAGGGAAUAGGUGUUUACCUGGGAGAAGCUGGGUAUGGCGCCUGGCAACAAGCUUGCCUCCCUUAGCAGAUGAGACCUUGAAAUGACUCCAAGAGGGGUCCUGGGAUGGUGUGACUUGGCUGGUACCACUGCUAGCUCAGAAGUGGCUCCCUCUCUUCCCCCCAUUCCUCGGGGCUCUGCCGAGGGUGGUUCUACAACAGCUGACUCACUGAGGUGGCACUGUCAGCUCACCUGACCCGAGUAUCAAUGUGGUUCAGUUUCCGGGAACUUUGUGGCAUCCACUGGUCUUCCCAGCCCAGGGAAGGACUCACCUGAGUCGUAUCCUUGUAGGGCAGGGAUUGGGCACCUCCAGGAGCCACCUCUCUGAUAGCUCCCCCAGGGCUAUCUGCUGCUGUUACUUAGCUCGGAGCAGAGAAAGACCAUCCUUGUCCCCAUCUGAGGCCUCUGGUGCAGACGUUGGACCUGCCCCGAGUGAGGCUCUCAGCAGCCCUCCUCACGCUCUGAGGACCCAGGCUCGGGGUGCCAACUCUGCUUGCUGUUGGCUCUGCCAUUUCCAGGGGCAACAUAGCACAGUGGCCUGCCCACCUGCCAUCGGAGUUUGAGGCCCAGCUCCCUGCCCUGUUCUAUAGGGAUGAGAUCA
Physeter macrocephalus (sperm whale) is the source of this 5474-nucleotide messenger RNA. RefSeq names its product mitogen-activated protein kinase kinase kinase 3 (gene MAP3K3). The transcript has 17 exons. Lineage: Eukaryota; Metazoa; Chordata; Mammalia; Artiodactyla; Physeteridae. The record is from RefSeq and is a predicted model, not a curated record. Gene Ontology annotation, molecular function: protein binding; protein kinase activity; ATP binding. The coding region runs from base 304 to 2277 and encodes 657 amino acids. Gene Ontology annotation, biological process: protein phosphorylation.